AUGCCUAUUUACCCGUAUUCCAUUGACUCAUCCUGCAUUGGUCCAGAGACCGGCUCGAAUUUCGAGACGGCCACAGUUGGUCUCAGACGAUACAGCAAGGUUUGUUUUAAAGUCUUUCUGUAUGAAGAUCCUGUUUGUUUCUCUGCGGUAUCUUGCAACCAUUUGGCACAAUUCCAGCAACUGCCUCAGAUCUGGAGAUAUGGAAAUCUUCUCAUCGUAUUGGUGGUAUUGAUGCCCCUGGUUGACGAGGUGAAGAACCUGCUUGUCCUCGCGAGACUUCCUCCUCUUCCGAACAAAUCCUUUAGGAUGUCCCAUCUCAUUGGGAUCUACCUUUUGCUGCACAAUCCCAUCCCAAUGAAUCCCAUCACACAAAAUCCAAGAAUCAUCUCCACAAACCAAGAUCCUGCACCUUCGGAGAAUAUCUUCCUUUCUCUUCAGUUCAUGCAAAUGCAAAGAAGUAUUGAAAGGAAUGAACAGGCCCUCACGUGGUCGAAUACCGGAUGCCGGAUGCCGGAUGACGUGGAAAAUGUGUUGUUCGACCGGGUCUCCACUCUCUCCACGGCUUUGAAUAUUUUCAACAUGAACGAACAGGAAAGCGGAUUAAUGUGUGGAGCUUGGGUUGGUGAGAAGGCAGAAGAAGAAGGCAGGUUCGAAGCACCGAUACAUGACUGCGUCGAGAGUCGAUCGGAGUGCGAAAAUUUCGUCAUUGCGCAAGACAGCAAAAAGGUAAAUUGA
This is a messenger RNA of Pseudocercospora fijiensis CIRAD86, 735 nucleotides long. RefSeq lists its product as uncharacterized. The record is from RefSeq and is a predicted model, not a curated record. Bases 1 to 735 code for a protein of 244 amino acids. Lineage: Eukaryota; Fungi; Ascomycota; Dothideomycetes; Mycosphaerellales; Mycosphaerellaceae. The transcript is spliced from 9 exons.